This is a messenger RNA of Lactuca virosa, 942 nucleotides long. The record is from the annotation of a GenBank genome assembly. Lineage: Eukaryota; Viridiplantae; Streptophyta; Magnoliopsida; Asterales; Asteraceae.
AUGAGCCCUAAAUUGAUUUUUCUCAUGCUUAUUAUACCUUAUGUGUCAUCUUUCCCACAAGAUACCGCAUACCCAACUCCAUAUGCUGAAGAAGAGUUGAUACCUCCAAGAAGGGAAGUUUAUGGAAGUGGGAGAAUUUACGAUAUUACCCAUAGGGUUACAUCUGGAACACUCUCGGGGGUAUCUGAUGAAGGAAUUGGGGAGUAUCUUACACUCUUUCAAAGCAUGAAAAAUGGAUCAGAUUAUAAUUUCUCCAUCAUAAAGUUACCUGCUCAUUCUGGAACUCAUGUAGAUGCACCUGGACAUUUUUAUGAAAAUUAUUAUCAAGCAGGGUUUGAUAUCGAUAGUCUUGACUUAGAAGUACUCAAUGGUCCAGCAUUAUUAGUUGAUGUUCCAAGGGACAAGAACAUAACAGCUGAAGUUAUGGAGGCCUUGAAGAUUCCCAAAGGAGUAAGGCGUGUGCUUUUUAGAACAUUAAACACUGAUAGACGGUUAAUGUCGCAAACAAGAUUUGACACAAGCUAUGUGGGAUUUAUGAAGGAUGGAGCCCAGUGGUUGAAAGACAACACUGACAUCAAACUUGUUGGUAUUGAUUACUUGUCGGUUGCUGCAUAUGAUGAUCUCAUUCCUGCACAUCUUGUUUUCUUAAAGAGCAGGGAAAUCAUUCUUGUUGAAGGUUUGAAACUUGACGAUGUGGAAGCAGGAUUGUAUAAUGUCCACUGCUUACCCUUAAGGUUACUAGGAGCAGAAGGAUCUCCCAUUAGAUGCAUCCUAAUCAAGUGAUACUAGUAAUAGUAAAGCAUGUUCAUAAAUAAACUAUGUUUCUUUUCAACAACUUUCCUUUGUUUUUUGACGUUUCGUUGUAAACUAGUAGUUAGUUCUUGCAAAAGUACAAAAAGAGAUACCGUGGUUUUAUAUAAUAAUCAGGUUUGGUAGAUCAUG